Molecule: messenger RNA, 1761 nt
Organism: Rotaria sordida
Lineage: Eukaryota; Metazoa; Rotifera; Eurotatoria; Philodinida; Philodinidae
Source: the annotation of a GenBank genome assembly
AUGAUUAUUGAUGAAUAUUUGUGGCACAUUCAUAUUGGUGAUUCAACAAUGUCCUUGUCAAUGUUUCAUAAUUUUUGUAAAAAUGUGUUAACAUUGAUAGGAGGUCGAAUAGUUUCAUUACGUUUAAGAUUAACCAAUGUUAUUGGCGGAUGGUCGAUUAUUUCAUCAUCUUUCCGAUAUCAUCAAACAACAUUACUCCAACGUCUUCAUCUCAUUGAUAUAAAACCACAUGAAUUUGAUAAAUUAUUGUCUAGUCCUUUAAUAAAACAAUUACAUACGCUAUUAGUUGAUGUGAAACAAAAUAGUCUCUUCAAGCAACAAACAGUUGAAGGAGUUUAUCUAACUAAAGCCUGUUCAAAAUUACCACGUCUAACAAUUUGUCGACUUCCAUUUGAUAUUUGUACUAAAGAACGAAAUGAAUUAGGGAAAUAUUCAACUAUAAUAGAAAUAAGUUUGCCAAAUAUAUUAAAUACGACUCAUCUUCGUAGAUUGACAAUUGGUAUGAACACAUCAUAUUUUCUAGAACGUUUAUUAUUACUAAUACCGUUUAUUGAACAUCUUUCUAUUGGCGUAAAAGAUCCGGAUAUAAAAGAGAAUGAUAGGAUUAACAUUAUCCGAUUACCCGUUGCUGUUCAACCUGAUCGCCUUUUAUAUUUAUCUCGUUUAUCUAUAGAUUGUGCGAAUAACAAUAGUUUCCAUCGUGCUAUUUCACUUUUAUCAUCUGUAUUUAAUCGCAUUACUCAUUUCUCAUUAAAAUUCGAAGGAUAUUCAUAUCUAUCUGAUCCAUUGAUUAUAUCAGGUGAUACUAUACAGGAAUUAUGUAUCAAUCGACUUAAUCCAUUGGCAAGGUAUUAUCUACAUUUAACAUUUUAUAUAAAUAACGAUUUGGAAGAGAAAAUAAUAUUCAACUCAUUCUUUAAAGUUCCAUUCAUUAAUCAACGACGACCAAAAGUUUUCAUUCAAGAAACUAAUCAUUUUAACAUUGGUGAAACUCCUCAUAGUUUUAUGGUAUAUACUUUACCAUAUAAUGAUAAAAUAUUUUCAUCAUCUCUACUUACUAGAGAUCUUGAAAUAUAUUCUCAAAUGUCGGUUAAUGCACUAGAUUUGUUUCGACAUACUGAUCAGUUGCUGCUUAAUGGUUUUGUAGGCAAUAAUUAUUUUUCAGAUCUUGCUAAUUGUAGAAGUUCUAUAUCAUCACUGGUUCCAUGGACACAAAUAAGUAAAGUUUUUGUUUGUGGAACUGAUUUUAUUAAAUCAGGAACAUUAGAAUCUAUAUUACGAAUGGCUUCUAAUGUACAUACAUUAGAAAUAUGGGAUGUUGAUGGGACUCUACCACGCGCUAUAUUACGCAACAAAAAUGAUGUAGGAACUCGUAUCAAUGAACAAAUAGAAUCGCUGAAGAUAGUGGAUUUUACUAUGGAAUUGUCUAGGACGGAACGAUUUUGCACACGACUCUACAAUCAAUUACCUAAUUUGAAAACAAUUUCAUUUUGUAUUCGAUAUUCAGAUCGUUUAGAAGAAAUACAAUCAUCAUCUAUUACUGAUGAUAAAAAUGAAUCUACAAAUGGUAUUAUUAAAAUAAUGCAUUUUCUUGUUGAUCAUUUCAAACAACUUGUUUCAAUUGAUAUACAGUUUAUCGAAAAGUCUUCAUUUAUGUCACCUUAUUAUCCACAUCUAAUUCGAAAACAAAUAUAUGAAAAACCACUUAGUCGACCUAAUCGACUUCAAUGUUAUCAUGAAACAAUUCAAAUCUGGCUUUAA